CCCUGACAGGGAAUAUUUGUCCUCUAUAUCCUUUGCAAAACAGUUCUUUCAGAAAAUUUAUCCUGGCAUUAUUUGCAAACGGUACCAGCCACAACACAGCAGCAACAACAACACAGACAGAGCGAUGAAGCGGCUUCUGGUAAGUUCAUGCGGACAUCUCUUUGCGGUAUUCUGAUUACAGCUUGCAGCUGAGGGAACUGAUGGACAAGCACUCGUGGUUUGGGUGUAGCGAGGCAGCAAAAGCGAAAAGAGGAGCGACGAGGCACAGUCACCGGGCUCGGGGCAAAAGAAGCUGUGGGGGAACGGCAGCGCAGCGCAGGCGCAGAGCCGGCUGCGUAGCGGCAGCCACCCGCAGAUCCGGCACCUGGCGAUGGAGGGCCACGCGGGGCCUGUGACCAAGGCGACGAUGGAGGAGAUCCGGCGAGACGCACCGCGGGGCAGCAGCAACUUCCGCAUGAACAGCCUGGGGUCGCCAGUGGCGGACUCGAUUCUCGGGACGUCGCCGGAGAAGUCGCUGGUGAGCAGCGCUCCCUUGACGCCCAGCACUCUGGAGGACCGGCACUCGCCCAGCAGCGACAAGGCGAGCAUUGAGCAGGCGACACCGCAGGCGACACCGCAGGCGACACCGCAGCCGAAUGACAUGCAGGAGGGAGAGUUCCCCAUGCGCACCACCUCGGCAUUGGCCGGCAUGACUGGGCUGCCGGGCAUUGACACAAGCCCGGGAGCACGCAGCACGACACGUGUCGAAAAAAUCAACUCGGCUGUGACGGUGGACAGCGACAAGUCGAUGGGAUUCGGUGCGCUGCCGGGCGACGAGGCUGGGUUCGAUCGGACGUCGCCGGCGGCGCAGGCAGCAGAUGCGGCGAGCCGGCGAGUCAUCAGCGACCGGAUCAAGAACCUGGCGAACCGGUUCAGCCAGUCCAACCUGGGCGAGGCAGCCGAGACAUCCGAGGCACUGCCGCUGACAACCCCGGUGAUUGCGCGGCGGCACUCGAACUCGCCGUCGGUCUCGGAGCGUGUGUCGCUGUUCGACGGGUCGUCGCAGGGAACAAAGGAUGCGCGCAGUAUAGCGGCGCUGUUUGGCAAAUUCGGCGAUGCCAGCGCUGCUAGUCCGGGCGGCAGGCAUAGCCGGGCGUCGUCAGUUGCCGGGGGAUCGGUCAGGCAGCGGGCAGAGACACUUGAGGCUGGGCCAGAGACCAGCAGCCAGGCAAGCCUCCCUGAGAGCAGCGGUGAGCAUGCGGAUAAGCCAUCGGAGCUGGAAGAUGCAGAGGGCUUCCCGUACCGGGUGCCGCACGUGGACACGCCUGGCGGCAGCUCAUUCGCCAGCGAUCUGAGCGACGAGGGUCUGUACCGGUCGCGGCUCAAGGCAAUGACAAGCGAGCCGACGGCUACGAUUGCGGCCGGCGUGCAGGUCAGCUUCACGCAGUCGCAGGGCAGCCUGGGGGCAGAGAAGGAGACGCAGGCGGCGUUGCGUGGGCUGCGCAGCGACGGACUGUCGAAGCGACGCGGCUCGGUACACACAGCAUUUGGCGAGCCAGACAGCCUGCGCAUUGUCACCGACCCAGUGGCCAUCAGCGACGCCUACCGCGGGGUGUCGCCGCGCACCAGCAUCGGAGCAAAGCUGGCCACGGAGGCGGGUCGCAGCCGGUCGUCCAGCGCUGCCAACAGCCCGAGCGGGACGUUCAGCUCGCGGCACGGGUCGUUCCGGCGCCCCGGGUCGGUCGUGGCCAAUGCGCGGCCUAGCUCCGCCGCUCUUGCAGAGCUGGGGCGGCAGCGGGCGCUGUCGCAGACAUCAGAGGCAGCAGAGGAUGAGCCGGCCGAGCUUGAUCUACAGACAGACCAAAGCCUAUUUGGAGCGCUGGUGCAGGCGCUAGGCACGCGGUCCUUCGACCGGCUCGACCCGGCGCUGUCAACGGCAGCAGGCGGCUCGAUUCAUUCAGCAGCAGGCAGCGUGGCGGCGGUGCUGCUGCAUAUGGGUUCAGGCAAGAUCCUGGCGCAGGCGGACUACGAGCGGUACGUGCGCGAGGUGCCGGCGGCCAAGUCGCGGCUGCAGUCGGCACGCACGCGGCUGGCGCUGGAAAUGCGCAUGCGCGACUCGGCCAAAAGCCUGGCGGAGCUGCACAAGAACGGCGGGAUGUUCAAGGCCAAGAACCAGCAGCACGCCGAGGAGCUCAGCAGCGCCAACACCCGGGUGCAGCAGGUCGAGGUCGAAAUCUCCGAGCUAUCCACGAAGCUCCGGCUGAUGGAGAGUGGGCUGCACGACCACCAGGAAGCCGUCCUGGCCGCUGCCCUGCGCUCCCUGGCUGGCGAUGCUGCGCGCAUCGAGGAUGGCGCCCGCGGCUAUGCCCAGCGCAUGAGCGAGCGCUGCGCGUCCCUCGAGCAACAGCUGGCGGGGCUUCGCCUUUCCCACCGCAGCGAGCGCGACCGUCUCACCAGCGAGGCCGCGCAGGCGCAGCGGGCGCUGGAGGAGCAGGUGCGCGUGCUGCAGCAGCGGUGCGUGGCCCGCGAGACCGACGACUCCGACCCCGAGACGCCAUUGACGCGGCACAGCGCCAACCGGGCGGUCGAGCGGCUCACCGGCGAAGUGGCGGUUCUGCGCGAGCACAAGUCUGACGCCGAGCAGCGCGCACGUGCGCUCGAGGCGCGACUCGACGAUGCGCUGCUGCAGAAGCAGGAGAUGCUGCAGCAGCUCACGGAUCUGCGCGCGCAGGCCGCCGAGAUGGCCGAGGCAGCGCAGAACAGCCUGGAGCAGGCACGUGGGCGCGCCGACAAGGGCUGGCAGUGCGUCGAGGCAUUUGCGUCUGGCGUAGCUGCGGCGGUUCCGGCGCUGCGCGAAAUCAGGGCGCUGCACCAGGGCUCCCUUCCCACGCCAUCUGACGACGACGCGGGCUCGACAGUGCCAGCGAGUCCAGCCAUGUCGCUCAAGUUUGUCGACGCAGGCGCCUCUAUUGACGCGCUCGAGAAGCCAACUGCUGAUUCGUGGGACGCACCAGCGGCUACGGGCGCCAUGCAGCUGCUGGCGGCAGCAGUGGGCGGGUGUGCAGGACUGUACAGCGAGUCGCUGAAGCUGCACGAGACCAACAUGCAGCUGCUGAUGGACCUGGGCACCGAGAAGCGCCUGCGCGAGGCCCAGGGCCUGGCCAUUGCGCAGCAGCGCGAGAAGCUCACCCGCGCCUCCGAGAGCUCCGAGCGCCGCAUCGACGAGACCACCAAGGAUCUCGCGGCCAAGCACGACAAGGCCAAGAGUGCGUGGGACGAGGAGCGCCAGCGGCUUCUCGACAACAUCGAGCGGCUGUCGCAGGACGUGAAGGCGAUGCAGGACAAUGCCCAGAUCCGCGCCCUGUCGGUGCCUUCGGCUGACAGCGCGGUGAGCUCACCAGCUGUCAUCGGGAGUAUCGAGCACGUGGCAGACCACAGCCAGCGCAUCGCCGGGCUGCAGCAGGACCUCGAGCUGAAGACCGCCGAGACUGAUUCCCUGCAAAAGCAGGUGGCCGAGCUUGAGCCGCUGCGCAUGCGCUGCAGUGAGCUGGAGGACCAGCUUGCGCAGCUGCAGCAGGACAUGGAGAGCACGGAGCCGGCGGCCGAGCCGGUGUUGGGCGACUACGUGCAGAAGCUGAAGGACGCCAAUGUGCUGCUGGCCAGCGAGCCGCGCACUGACGAAAUCGGACAGGUGCAUGAGAUGUACUCGCUCAAGCUGAUGGCCAAGGAGGAUGCGCUGCGCAACCGCGAGGACGAGCUCGAGGAAAUCUGCGCCAGCAUCGGCGAAAUUGCAGCCACAUUGCAGAUGGCGCUGCCCAGCGACACCGGCUCACUGCCGCGCUCCUCACCAUUGCGGCCGGCGUCGCGCACACGCACCGGGUUCCUGCAGGGCCUCAAGUCCAACUACCUAGGCAUUAGCCCGGAGGUGCCAGCCGAGCCACUGCACCGGGCCCCCAGCUCGCAGUCGCUGGGCACACAGCAGGGCAUAGACGGCGUGCCGCAGCAGGUGGCCGGGCUGGUGCCGCUGGCACAGGCCGCCAGCACCGAAGUCCGGCGGCUCAAAUCGCUAAUCUACGAGCUGGACGAGCAGACGCGGUUGGCGCGCGUCGAGCUCGGCGACACGCAGGAGCGCUACAACAAUCUGAAGAAGCACUGCCAGAUGCGGCAGAUCAAGGAGGACUCGGUGCAGCAGGACAUUGCCCACGUGCUGGCCCAGAUCUCCCGCAUGCGCGACAAGGUGCUGCGCGCCGAGCGCGACAAGGCCAGGCUCGAGAAGGAGGCGGGCGAGCUGUGGGCGCGCUGUCUGAGGGCUGAGGAACAGACCGCCGGUGAGGUCGUCGAGCAGAUUUCCGGCAGACUGGGUUCUGCCGAGUGGGCGAAACGGCCCGAGGAGCAGGUGCCCAGGCCCAGCAAGUUUGCGCAGCUGACCGCCAUCCCUGUCAGCCACCCGCAGGCGGCCGAGAUACGCGCGGAAUUCAACGAGCUGCUGCACCAGGUCAUAGCCCGCCGCGACCAGGACAUUGAGCGCAUCCAGGCCCUGGCCGACCAGAUGCGCGGCGACGCCCGUGACGCCGUCCAGGCCUCUGAGUCCCGGGUAUGGAACACGUCCACGCGCGGCGUGCAGACCGCCUGAACUCCAUUUCUAUAAAUUUUUUUAUGUGUUUUGCGAACUAAUUGACUACUUGUCCUGAAUCCCCCGAUGGCCUGGCAGAGAGCCGGAAUGAUCCGUUACCCAUCUGGCAUGAGAUAAUGCAUAGUUGCUGAGCCUGCCGCUCUCAGGACGAUAACCCCUUUAGCAACCCUGUCACUGCUGCCACACCCGCAGGGGCAGCCCGACGGAACAGGCAUAGGCUAGCGAAUCGGCAAUUUUUUUUGCAAUUGACCUUGGCUCUGUGAACCUGCCUCGCUAGUGGGUUCCUGUCUGAUCUUUAAAGAUAAACCAAAAUAUCCCGCAGUUCGUCAAGGCAGCAGUUUAGAGCACAUCUGGCCAGUGAGUAGUGCUCAGGUGACUCUCGGAGACAAGGGGCUGAGCGAAAUGAAGGAUUUGCUCUUCGGGCCAGCUCCGCUUGUCCGAGUCGGGGGGU
Molecule: messenger RNA, 5063 nt
Organism: Linderina pennispora
Lineage: Eukaryota; Fungi; Kickxellomycota; Kickxellomycetes; Kickxellales; Kickxellaceae
Exons: 1
Coding region: 371-4612 (1413 amino acids)
Source: RefSeq, a predicted model, not a curated record